AUGGAACUUACCGCAUCUCCGACGACCCGCUUAAGGGAGAUGGGUCACACCGGUCGACAGUCUAUAAAGCUGAGGUUAUACCGAAAGAUGCAACUGAUGACGCUCCACGCUGGUUUGGCUUUCAUCAAAAUGCCUCCUCCAGAGCACGAAGCUUCUCUAAACGAGCUACAGCGUGAACGUGAUAUAUAUCGCCUGGCUUCUGUUAAAUCGGCGGCGUCCUUCCGGAAGCUGUACCACGUGAGUAGCGACUCCAUGGACAUGGGCAAAACCGACCCUAAAAGUAUACGGUAUGUAGCCUUCGAAUGGCUGGAGACCACUUUGCAAGACGUGGAAUACCGCCCUGACAUCCAUACCUACGCCUUGAUUGGGGCCGUUCUGAGGACAGCUUUAGACAGUUGCGCCAUUCUAGAGGAUAAAACCCUGGUCAAUACGGUCAGUCAGGCUGGCUCUCGUUACCAUGGCUAGCCAUUCGCAAUGCGAGCACCUGAGGUUUGGCAGGGUCGGCCAUGCGCUGAGCCCGCGCAGGUCUGGGCAGUUGCGGCAAUGUUGCUUGUGUGGAUGAAGCCCAUUUUAUUGGGCACCUCGGGUUGCCCCUUUUUCUUCUUCGCUGAGCCUUGGGAGUAUCAUGAAGCUCAUGCGGCUUUUUCCCGCUUGGGAUGUUCCUCCGGUUCCACCCCUUAAGAAAAGUACUCUUCAACUAGACUUCAUAGUGGCCAAGCAAUGGAUCGAUGACCCCCACCAGACCAGCCACAGCCAUCAUACUUGGCGGACGAGUUACGAUUGUUGGAUACAAUGGCAGAGAUAAGGGAUGUUCUUCGUCUCAUGUUGGUUGUCAACCUUGCCGAAAGGCCAUCGGCAGCAGACGUUCUGGUAUCGAAAGAGUUUUCCGCCUUGGAAGAAUCCCUUGCGAGGAUGAAAUAGACAGCGAAGUCACCCUACGUGCCUGGGGUAGGAAUGUAGAUUAGCGAACUAUUCCACUCUACAAUUUAGCCACUUUAAAUUUAUGCUCGUUUUCGCUCAUUGCCGCAAAUGGAGCAUACGUACUGAGCAUGCAUCCUCCGAUAACCUUGUCCCCUGCGCCCCUGACGAAAGGCGUUGCAGCGCUCCCCUAUUCGAGAGAUCCUCUUGCUAGUCCAAUCAAUCAAUCAUUAUAUCACUCUUGGUCUAAACAUAAUAAAUAUGAUAGUGAGGUGGUCUUUUAACAACUUGAAGAUAUUUCAAGGAGAUUAUACCACACUUACUUUCAUGUGGCUUGGUAAACUUCCCACCCA
This is a messenger RNA of Blastomyces gilchristii SLH14081, 1271 nucleotides long. RefSeq lists its product as uncharacterized. The coding region runs from base 1 to 465 and encodes 154 amino acids. The record is from RefSeq and is a predicted model, not a curated record. The transcript is spliced from 3 exons. Lineage: Eukaryota; Fungi; Ascomycota; Eurotiomycetes; Onygenales; Ajellomycetaceae.